Wallemia mellicola CBS 633.66 is the source of this 1367-nucleotide messenger RNA. Its product is annotated as DHH phosphoesterase. The transcript is spliced from 2 exons. The coding region runs from base 147 to 1367 and encodes 406 amino acids. Gene Ontology annotation, molecular function: exopolyphosphatase activity. The record is from RefSeq and is a predicted model, not a curated record. Gene Ontology annotation, cellular component: cytoplasm. NCBI's taxonomy places the organism in Eukaryota, Fungi, Basidiomycota, Wallemiomycetes, Wallemiales, Wallemiaceae.
GAAGAGCUACCACGAUUCAAUUUAGAUUAGUAAUUUUAUUUUCUUUAUACACGCUACUAGCUGUUCUAUUCUAUACCAUCAAAUUAAAGUUCUCUUCAACUCCGCCGCCGUUUUAUAAGAAGAACCUUAGCUUUUACAGUAACGAUAUGAACAGAGUGCUUGCAGCUACUAGAAGCCGUUUUAUAGCAGACUUAAAUGCAAAUUCAAUCAAGAAUUGGACCAUUGUAUUAGGAAAUCAAGCGUCCGAUCUAGAUAGCUUGGCAUCUUCUAUAGCUUUUAGCUAUCUAUCUACAUUGAAAGAUUCCCCUGUGGUACUCAAAAACACUGUACCUGUCAUACAAUCAACAAGAGAGGACUUGAACCUCCGUCCAGAGAACAAACUAGCGUUAUCAAACGCAAAAAUAGACCUAUCACAGCUUACGUUUUACUCAGAUAUUAGUCAGAACAUAGAUCCAGCCACAAAUUACGCACUUGUUGAUCAUUUCGCCUUAGACAAUCAAUGGAAAUCACCAGAAUCAGACAUUGUAGCAGUGAUUGAUCACCACGAUGGCGCACCCGAAAGACACCCUUCUGCUUUAUUAUGGGAUAUCAGGACACCUGUUGGUAGUUGUGCAAGUCUCGUCACUGACAACUUCAAGAAGGUUUGGUCACAAUCUGAGAUAGAGAUAGACAUAGAGAGAUCUAUCGCAGAUUUACUUAUUCAGGCUAUAAUAAUUGAUACCAACAAUCUCAAGGAAGGCGGUAAAGCUCAACCAGUUGAUUACGAAGCUUAUGAUUUCCUUCUUCCAAGAUCAUCAUUCGGUGAUGGUGCUACUAGCAUGACAGUUUCUACCGCAUCAAACACUCUCACUGCAGGUGUUUUCAACAAUCUCUCAGAUUCUAAAAAUGACGUAUCGGCAUUAAACACCACCCAGCUACUCAAACGCGACUACAAGCGUGUAUACACCAACGAUGGAUUAAGCGUCGGUCUCGCAUCAGUUCCACUCAGUUUGGACACGUGGAUCGAGGAAAAUGCAGGAGAUAUGGCGAUAUUUGAGAAAGAAAUUCAAAAGUUCACAAGUGACGACGGGAAAGAUGAAGGUCCACUCGAUUUGUUAGGUAUAGGGACGAGUUACCACGACAAAAACAGCAAGAGUGGUCAUAAACAUAGACGAGAGUUGCUUCUCCACGUCCCAAUGUCUAGUAAACUAGCGGGAGUGUUUGGAAAACUCAGAGAGGGUAUAGAGAGUAACGAAAUUCUCAAAUUGAAGGUGAAAGAUCUUCAUCUCGAUUUGGCUGAUAGUGUGGCAUACACGCAAAAGAAUAGUGACGCUACACGCAAACAAUAUAUGCCAGCGAUACUAUCAGUAAUUGAUGAUAUAAUGUGA